This is a messenger RNA of [Candida] anglica, 744 nucleotides long. NCBI's taxonomy places the organism in Eukaryota, Fungi, Ascomycota, Pichiomycetes, Serinales, Debaryomycetaceae. The record is from the annotation of a GenBank genome assembly.
AUGACCCCCAUCAUAACCGUUCUUAUAUCCGGGUCGGGCUCUAACCUACAGGCCUUGAUAGAUAAAGAAGCGAAAAAUGAACUCAAUGGGAAAAUUACUCAAGUCAUCUCUUCUAGUGCUACUGCAUUUGGACUCACUAGAGCAGAAAAGGCAGGAAUUAAAUCUAAAACACAUAUUUUAAAAGAUUAUUACAAGGGAACCACCAAGGAAGAAAAGAAAGAACGUCAAAUUAGAAGAGAACAAUUCAAUAAAGAUUUAGCAAAUCUUAUUAUUAAUGGAGAUGAUAAAGAUACAAAUUAUAUUAAACCCGACCUCAUUGUGUGUGCAGGAUGGAUGCUUAUUUUAUCUCCGGCAGUCCUUACACCAUUGGAACAAGCAGGGAUAACCAUCAUUAAUUUACAUCCAGCACUUCCAGGAGCAUUCGAUGGGACUCAUGCCAUUGAUAGAGCAUGGAAGGCGGGACAAGACGGCGAAAUCACCAAGGGAGGGGUUAUGAUCCACAAGGUUAUUGCCGAGGUUGAUAGAGGUGCACCAAUUCUUGUAGAAGAAAUUGACUUGAAGAAGGAAGAAACUUUGGAAGAGUACGAGGAUAGAGUGCAUAAGGUUGAGCAUGUUGCCAUUGUCAAGGGAACUAACCUAGCCUUGGAUGAAAUAAUAGAAAAGAAGAAGACGGCGGAGAAGAAGAAGAAAUCGGACGAUGAGGAAACUUUGGAUGAAAAGAUUGACAAAUUGAAGUUGGCCUAA